UGACUUGAAUUUCUGACACAAAAUCCAGAGCCCGAGAGACAAAGUGAUUGCUUUGGGGCGGACUCAAUCGACGCGUUUUUCGGCUAAUUUAGGCGUCAAAAGUGUAAUUUCUUGUGCAUUUCGUGAAGAUCAAGGGACGGGCUAUCCAGUGAUACCUUACAAGUGCGGAUUUGAAACAGUCUCAAUUUCACGGUCGUCCCUUUCACUAGCGCUAAACUGUAAGGGGAGCCCCCGUCUAACCAACACAUGUCACGCGAGGGAACGGGCCUGUCCCGCACCGGAUCUGGGAGUGGACCACGCGAUUACGGUGCCACGAGUAGCAGCAGCGUCGGCAUGGCCGAUUCCAGCAACAACUUUGGCGGGUUUAGCCCGACCGAGUUCAUCUCGCUGAGCGAAUCGAUCGCCGCGAACACGAUCUUCGUGAAGCAGAGCUGGCAGUUUCUGGAGAAGGCCAAUCGGACCAUUGGGACCGCCAAGGACAACCAGACGCUGCGGGAUAAGGUGCAUGACCUGCAAGCUGGCACGAAUCAGAGGGUCGCGACCACCAGCAAAGACUUGCAACGGUUAACGGUGGUCGUCCGGAGGGGCGACAAGCAGCAGAAGUUGCAGGUCGAGAAGCUCACGUCGGACUUUACCCACGUGGUGCAGAUGUACUCGAAGAGUCAACAGGUCAUCGCGGCGAAGAUGAAGCAAGUCUUCUUGGUGAGUGCCUCCCAGCAGGACGACAUCAACCGGGACUCGUUCAGCGAGGGCAACCAGCAGGACCAGCUGCUCCAACGCCAGCAGCAAGCCGCCGCCCAAAGUCUCCAGUUUGAGCAGGACAUGCUGCUCGAACGGGAGCAACGCUUUCGCCAGAUCGAGGCCGACGUGCUGGACGUGAACCAGAUCAUGAAGGAGCUCAGCAGUAUCACCAACCAGCAGGCCGAGGUCAUCGACACCAUCGAGAACACGAUCGAGCACACCGUGUCGAACGUGGAGUCGGGCGCGACGGAGCUGGCCAAGGCCGCCGAGUACCAGAACCGGUACCGCCGCAAGGUCCUCAUCCUGCUCAUCAUCGCCAUCGUGCUGGGCGUGAUAGUCACCGGCAUUAUCGUGUCCAAGCUGAAGAGUUAAGCAGGGAUUUCAUCAACUCUUUACUUUCUUCUGUUAUUAUCUGUAAUUUAUCCUAAACAAUAUUUUUAUAUCCUUUAAUGUGUUGUAGAACCUACCUGUAAAAAAAUAAGCUAAAUAAAUUAUUCGUACGGAAAAUAAAAUUGGUGCGAAUCUAAGCAGAAAAACAUCAAACAAUAAUCAAACGAAAUACUAAACCCACAAAAGGAAUGUAUUAUAGCCGAACACAAUAUUAUACAAAACUGACAAAACUGCAAAAACAGCAGCAAAAAAGUGGCACGCCGUUUGGGUUUACGCUUAUAGAACCAUCUCGAACAAAACUGUAAAAUCUUUGGAGCUAGGCUAGGCUAUGCAAAAAAAAAAUGUAAUAGAUAAUAUUUCGCAGUUUUUUCGCUUUCUUGUUUUCGAACAAGUAGAUAAAAGCAGCCGUUUACAAAUAUAAAAGAUAAAAAAUAAAAGACAAACGAACUGAAUUGAUAGAAAUUCACACGAAUCAAGAAGCAAGCGAAAGGGACUAUUAAAAAAGCAUAAUCAUUUUCGACGUGGUUUAAACAUAACUAGUUUCGUAGUGAAUAUGUUAUUGCAACCCAAAACAGUAAGUGGUAAUAAAAUUACAAAAAUCUCAAUAAAAAAA
Culex pipiens pallens (northern house mosquito) is the source of this 1744-nucleotide messenger RNA. RefSeq names its product syntaxin-12 (gene Syx13). Lineage: Eukaryota; Metazoa; Arthropoda; Insecta; Diptera; Culicidae. Gene Ontology annotation, molecular function: SNARE binding; SNAP receptor activity. The record is from RefSeq and is a predicted model, not a curated record. Gene Ontology annotation, cellular component: SNARE complex; endomembrane system; membrane. Gene Ontology annotation, biological process: vesicle fusion; intracellular protein transport; vesicle-mediated transport. The coding region runs from base 247 to 1113 and encodes 288 amino acids. The transcript is spliced from 5 exons.